This is a messenger RNA of Chenopodium quinoa (quinoa), 562 nucleotides long. Its product is annotated as late embryogenesis abundant protein 2-like. The record is from RefSeq and is a predicted model, not a curated record. The transcript is spliced from 3 exons. The coding region runs from base 84 to 281 and encodes 65 amino acids. NCBI's taxonomy places the organism in Eukaryota, Viridiplantae, Streptophyta, Magnoliopsida, Caryophyllales, Amaranthaceae.
AUCAUUCACACUUGAGUUUUUCACAAGAAUUAGAAACAAACCAAAAUAUAAAAAUCUUUUCCAUUCUCAAAUACUAAUACAAAAUGGACUCACAAAACGCUAGCUACCAAGCGGGUCAGGCCAAGGCCCAAACCGAGGAGAAGGCAAGUAACAUGAUGGACAAGGCUUGUUGUGCCGGCCAAGCAGCCAAGGAAACCGUUAAGGAGGGUGGAUCACAAAUGCAAGAUAAGGCAACUAGCGCUAUGGAUUCAGUGAAGGAAGCCACCGGGAUGAACAAAUGAAGAUCUUAAUUACUAACUUUGAAUUGUUAAUCUAAUUUUGCUAAUAAGUGUGAAGCUUGCAUAUAUGCAUGUAUGGCAAGCUUUUCUAGUACGUAGUAUCACAUUUUUAUAAUUUUUAGGUUUUUUUUUCCAUAUUUAAAAGUGGCUUCAAUCCUCAAGAUGCUCAAUGUAAAAUGCUAUGGAGUGAAUUUUAUUGGCCUUGAUAAAUUAAUUAUCUAUCUCGAUCAAAUUUCUAUUUUAUUGGCCUUGUUAAAUUGAUUGUCCCAAUGUAAAUUAUGAGG